Phodopus roborovskii (desert hamster) is the source of this 565-nucleotide messenger RNA. It is a transcript of the gene Tmem220, whose product is annotated as transmembrane protein 220. The coding region runs from base 50 to 553 and encodes 167 amino acids. Lineage: Eukaryota; Metazoa; Chordata; Mammalia; Rodentia; Cricetidae. The transcript has 6 exons. The record is from RefSeq and is a predicted model, not a curated record.
CUCUGGUCACGGCUCCUCUGUCCACGCCUGCGCCUCCUGCUUCCAGGCCAUGGCGCCUGCAGGGGCUACCUGGGCUCCCGGCUUGUGGCGGGCCUGCAACGCGCUCAUGGCAGCCUUCUUCUCUCUGGCCGCCGUGGUGCAGGUGAACGAUCCAGAUGCAGAGUUGUGGGUGGUGAUGUACAUGAUCCCUGCAGUACUUACCCUGCUUGUUGGUUUUAAUCCUCUUGUCACAGGCAAUUUCAUCUGGAAGAGUGUGUCUGCGAUACACAUGCUGUUUUGCACGCUGUGGGCUGGUGGCUUGGCGUACCACUUCUUGCUCCAUGCACAGCAGAGCAUCCUAAAUGAGGAAGAAGGCAGGGAGCUGUCUGGCCUGGUGAUAAUCACAGCAUGGAUGGCACUGUGUCACAGCUCAGCAAAGAAUCCAGUUGGUGGAAGAAUGCACUUGGCUAUUGCUGUUGGGAUCACUCUUCUCCCACUCAUUUCAUGGGUUUAUGUAUACAUAAACAAGGAGAUGCGGUCCUCCUGGCCGACUCACUGCAAGACAGUCAUUUAGAUGAAUUCAAUG